This is a messenger RNA of Brenthis ino (lesser marbled fritillary), 375 nucleotides long. The record is from the annotation of a GenBank genome assembly. Lineage: Eukaryota; Metazoa; Arthropoda; Insecta; Lepidoptera; Nymphalidae.
AUGGGAAAGUCCGUUGUCAGAACAACAAUAGACGCGCCAAUGGUACAAUCGCUCGCGUACAAUAGAACGUUUUCCGCUGGCCACGCCUCGCCAACAAAGCAAACACGCCCAGUUCCACUACUAUCGCACUCCCACCUGGUUUUGGUUGUGUGCGAAUUGUUCGACAAUGCUCGGCUGUUCACCGCGCAACGCACACUGCACCGUCGCGUCGGCACACUCAAAGACGCCGGGGGGCGGGGCUUAGAGCGAGACAACGCUCUACCAACACGCCUGCCGAGCGAGACGGAGCACCCAAUACGCACACAAUACCGUCCGCUAGAAAAGGACGGAAACAGCUUUUGUAUAGAUACCGCGCUGUUAUUCCGCAGAGACAAU